AUGCUUACCAUCCGUCUGUUCAAAGUAGCAGUUGGUGUUUUGUUGCUGCAGUUUGUUGGAUAUCUGAUAAUAAAUGGAUACACACAUUCUUGGAACAUAUACUCUUCACCGUGCGGCAACGGGGACACAAUGCAAUUAACCACAGUUGGAAAUCUUUCCAGCAGUACAGUAAGCAAUAUCGUCGACCGCGAAAUGUACGUCAAUUCAGUGAUACAUGAGGUCACCGCUUUGAUGAAGGCUCAGUUAGAGUCAAACUUCACAGUGAAACCAUAUUCAUGGACAACACGGUGUGCGCCUAAUUCGAAAUCAAAAGAUGCAUGUGUUCAACAAAACUGCACACAGCUGAGCAACAACUUGACUGAGAGAAUCCAAAGUUUGUACUCUGAGAAGACGAUCUUGACCAAAGAGCAAGAUGACCUGCUCGGAUCCGUCGCUGCAGAAAUUCCCGAAAACGACGUCAUUAUUUUAUCUGCUGCCUCGAGCAACCAUUACGAUGAGAUGCAGGCCAUGUUACACUCCCUCCACAGCAUGGUCUUCCCAGAACUGUCGAAGACUGAAAACUUCUCGCUGGUUCUGUGGGAUAUCGGGCUAACUUCAGAUCAACGACAGAAGACGAAAAAAUGCUGUCGUUGUCAGUUAAUUUCUUUUCCUUUCGAGAAGUUUCCAAAGCGCCUGAAAGAUCUACAUACUUAUAUGUGGAAACCAAUGAUUAUUCGUAUGGCGCUAUUUCGUGCCAGAAAGUAUGUGGUGUGGCAGGACGCAAGUAUUAGGUACGUUCGUUUUCCUGGACCACUUUUUGAAAGGGCGAUGCACCUUGGAGUGCAACUUGUUAGAGAUUUUGGGAUGACGGCCACAACUACACACUACACCCUUCCAGAGACGUUCGAUUACUUUGGGCAGAAGGUAUGCAACUUCAGUCCCUACCCAGAGAUCGCAGCAACAUUUGGUGUAUACAAGCAUGAUCCGUUUGUACUUACAGCCGUGACCAAUCUCUGGGCCAGAUGUGCCUUUGAAGAGAAGUGCAUGUCCCCGAGGGACACAAUGCCUUCCCUCCGUUGCCGUUACGGGCCUUGUCACAGGUUCGACCAAUCAGCGUUGACAAUUAUAACAACCACUUUGUACGGCUCGAAGAUCUACAGAAUUGUUCGACCCCCGGAAGAUUUACCACAGUAUAUCAUCAUCCGCAGAGACGACAAGAAAGCUAAUUACUUUUACAGCAUCGGUUGUCUUAAAUGA
Messenger RNA from Candidula unifasciata, 1236 nucleotides. The record is from the annotation of a GenBank genome assembly. NCBI's taxonomy places the organism in Eukaryota, Metazoa, Mollusca, Gastropoda, Stylommatophora, Geomitridae.